AUGGAUGCUAAAACAUCCCUCCACAAUUCUUCGUUGGACGGAAUCAAUGUUAUAGCAAGUGGUUUCGAUGAGCCUUUCCACGCAGAGAACUCUAAGCUUGACCCUUACCACUUUGGAGACACUAAGGUUAAGGUUGAGAUAAGUCUGGAGUCGCCAUCUCCCUCUUCAAUGAUUGUGUGUGAUUCUCAGGGAUUCUCCAUUCGUUUCAACGCCAAGUAUCCACGCAACCCUUAUCACUGUAGCAACUGUGGGAAAUUUGGCCACUUGCUCAACUGCUGCCAUAAACCUUUGCAAAAGAAAGCCUUUCACAGAGAAGGGAACAUGGCAGGAAUUUUUCUACACUCAAGAAGCAAAGCUAAAGAAGUCUUAGUAACUGAGGACAUGAAUGCUGAAGCUUCCUCUUCUUAA
Eruca vesicaria subsp. sativa (arugula) is the source of this 408-nucleotide messenger RNA. Lineage: Eukaryota; Viridiplantae; Streptophyta; Magnoliopsida; Brassicales; Brassicaceae. The record is from the annotation of a GenBank genome assembly.